UUUUGUCAUGGAACAGUCUUAGACUGAAGAAAUUUGGUUGGGUGGUGAAUAACCUUCUGUUUUCAACCUGUUCAUGAUUUUUUUAUUUCAGAAUUGUGGUUUAAUGACUACAAUUUAGUUUGAAGUUAAAUUAGUAAUUUUAUUUAAAAUUUUAUGAUGCCAGCUCCCAGUGGUGAGAAGUGUACGUCAAAUUACUGUGUGAAGGGUAGCACACAUAAAAUGUAUCCACCAGAUCAUCCCAACUUUAAACCUGGUGGUUGUUCCACCAGAGCUCCACCGCCAGGGCAAGAAUAUUACAAAUCAGUUCAGGAUGGUUCAACAAAGCGUUGGACGUAAAUUAAGUUAGAAACCUUAUUUAAAUGGCUUACUCAUUGCACAACAUAUUGGACACUGACAUAGAAUUGCUACCACAAAAGUUGCACGAAAGUUUAGAGCGAAAAGAUUUGGAAGAAAAAAAGAAAAAACAACGGCGGAAGUCAUUGAAAGAAUUGAAAUCUCCGCUUGAAGAGAUAAAACAAAACGCGGGCGCUCUGCUUAAGCCGACUUCUGAUACUGCUGCUGUAAGUAAAAUUCCUAUUGUCGCAUCUACAUCUAAUAAAAGAUUUCCACGGCCAGUAUCAACUACCUCGUCAACCGAGCAACAUGACGAAUGCGUGUUACAAAGAUUUUAAUUCGACGCAUGAACUUUUGGCGAUGUCAGAUUGGUAUAAAUACGGGGCCCUAAGACGGUGUUCACGAAUCUUGGUUGUACUACAAUUUAACGUAAAAGCUAACCGGGAUAAUAUCAGAACAUCGUUCAGUCAGAUUCCCAGAGUGCAAGACCCCUUUUCGAAAACUGUGCGCUUUCCGACAAACUAUCUAGUGAGGAUGGGCGCUGGGGAAAUGAUGAACACAGUGCUCCCCAUUCUGACGUCACUCGAUUUAGGAAAUAGAGCAGUAAAUCGUGACCACGUGACUUAUGACAGCAGCGAUGCAAAACGCUCUUACGAUGUAAAUGUGCAACGAUUGGUUGCAAUGUUGGCUAAUGUGGAGCCCGAUGAGUUGGCGUCGAUGGGUGUCUUCAAUCGCACAACUUUUGAACGAAAAUAUGACUUGAAGUGGGAAUAAAUAAUACCAC
This is a messenger RNA of Rhagoletis pomonella (apple maggot), 1117 nucleotides long. RefSeq lists its product as uncharacterized. The record is from RefSeq and is a predicted model, not a curated record. The transcript has 2 exons. The coding region runs from base 360 to 671 and encodes 103 amino acids. Lineage: Eukaryota; Metazoa; Arthropoda; Insecta; Diptera; Tephritidae.